CUGUGGGUGAUAACUCACUGAAACAGAAGCACACCGAAUGAGGCAACAGUAAAGAAACCUGCGGUGCUGUCCGUGAUAAUACUCACUGAAACAGACGCACAGCGAAUGAGGCAACAGUAGGGAAACCAAAAGAGAGAAAUAACUUUCUACUUUAUAUACACUUCCAAAAAACACCGAGCUUUAUUUGUGUUAAGUAGACAUUGGUGUGUUGAGUUAGAGUAACACGUUAAAUUAGAGAGAUUUGAGGAGUGACAAGGAGGGGAAAGUAGCCUAUCUGGUUUCACCACACGACACCAGGAGCAUCACCUUCCCUCGCCCCCUCUUGUCCUUUCUGUGUGGUCAUGAUGUUGUCCCGCUUCGCCACAAGUGCCCUUAUCCUACUGGUUGUCCUGUUGAGACUCACCCUAACCCUCCCACUCACCGCCUCCGUGGCGACCGAGACACACAGCCCCAGCGACAGCCGUGCUCCUUCCCCUCUUGGACUUAGCCCAGCCGAGGGAGAGAAUGAAGGGAGGAAGGGCGGACUUCCACAGAGAGAGAGAGCAGAAGAGGAGGAUGAGCUUUUUGGAGACAUGGACCCCAAAACGUUAGCAGCCGUUCUGCUGGAGGCGAUGAAUAAGCCACACGGGGAAAUGAGGAACGGUGUGGAGGAUGGGAGCAAGGAAAAGGAGAGAGGAAAGGAGGAGAAUGAGAGAGAGAGGCAGGAGGAGGAGAAGGGAGAGGAGGUGAGAGCAGCAUUGGAUGAGGAGGGAGCAGACCGAGACAGGGACGGUCGCGAGGAGCUUGAGCUGGUGAUGGCAGCCGCUGCGGCGCAGGGCAAGGAGGAGCGAGAGAGGGAUGAGGAGGAGGAGGAUGAGAGGAAGAGAGCACAGGAGGAGGAGGAAAGACUAACAGAGAAAGUGACUAGCCACACCACCAGCCAGACGAUUCCUGGAAAGGAGAAACGACCUCCGGCAGAAGGAGAAAGAGGUGAGGAGGUGGGAGUGAAGGAAGUGGGGGCCAGAGAGGAUGCGCAACAGGGACCUCCCACCUCACAGGAGACUCAGCAAGAGGAGGAAGAGGAGCAACUAAGUCCAGAUGAAGUGCAGAACCUCCAGAGCAUGUUGGAGGAACUACAGAACUACAACACAGCUAACAAGAGAGAGAGGGAGGCCCAGGAGCAGAGAGGGAGAGAGAGCAGGGGCUACAGCCAAGAUGACACAGACCAAGCCCUGAUCCACAACCAGAUAAAACCCAAAGCUAAAGGAUACCCCCGAGCCAUGUCGAAGAAGCUCAAAUGGCAAGAGGAGAUGCAGAAAGCCCUGAACAUGCCCACUUAUAGAGGAGGCAACUUCAUGGACGACUUUGACAAUCUGGCUCGCCCGGCGGCUGAGGAUGAUGAGGAAAUGCUGAGCCCUGAGGAGGAAGAGAGGAGGGCGAAGGAGGAGCAGGAGGAGGUCAGGAGGCAGGCGAUGGAGGCGCAGAGGGCCAAAGCCGAGGAGGAGAAGUUGGCGGACAUAGCCUCGGACAUGCUCCUGCAGUACAUGGUCAAACAGGACAAAGGAAAGUACCAGAACAAGAAGACCCUGCUGUCCAACGCAGCGGAGGACAAGCGCUCUGACGAGGAGGUUGUCAGCGAGGACGAUGAUAUUGAUCCUCAGACCAUUGAUAAGCUCAUCGAGAUCUCCAGUAAGCUCCACCUCCCCGCGGACGACGUCGUUGACAUCAUCAGCGACGUUGAGAAGAAGAAGAAGAAAGACGCUCCUGAGACAUUGCCCUGGCAACGACCCCAGCAAAGACCCCUGGUUUACCCAGCAGCCAAAGCUGUCGAUGCCCAGCCUUCACACCCCCGAUACCCCACCCUGAAGCAGCCUCUCCCGGCCAUCAAUCCCCUCAAGGCGUGGUUCAAGGACAAAUCCUCCAUCAAACCCUCAAAGCAAGACCUCUGGAUCAAACCUCAACAGAAGUCCUUUCGGACUUCCUCCAACUAUCCUACCUAUCCCUUCUACCAACAGAAGUCCUAUCGAGGCUACUACCCAAUGUACUUCCCCCCUCCCAAGCCCAAGCCCCGCUUCUAUGCCAAGCCUUCCUUCAUGCUCAACGACCUCCUGUCGAAUUCUCUGGACUACGACUUUGAUUUCCCCCCCAAGAGGAGGUACCGUCCCUGGGUACAGCCCCGCCCGAGGAAGCCCCCCGCGGCACUCCGACGGAACCUCUACUACCCAAAUUACUCCAACUACCCCAACUACCUCCUCCCCCCACAACCCAGGACAUACAACCCCCUACCCGUCCCAGUCCCCAUGCCUAAACCUCGCUCGUUCCCACCCAGGGGUCAGGUUCAGCCUCGCCAUCGGCAUGGUUACUAUUACCAAGCGCCCUCAGCACCUUUGUUGACCCGGGACCAAGAUUACUAUGGGAUGCAGGGGAUAGGGAUGGAGCCGCAGCAGCAAGAUAGCAAUGAAGACCUGGAGAACUACAUUCAACAGGUCUUUAUGAAACCCAGGCCUAGGAUGUUUCAGUGAAAAGAGAGGAAAGAGAGAGAGGGGGCGGGAAGAAGGGAGGGAGGGAGGGAGGGGAAAAAGGGGGGAAGAGAGAACAAUGGAUUUUUUCUUCUUUCUUUUCAGCACUUACUUUUGAUUUCAGGUUUUGUCUUGGUUUUGUCUCUUUAAUGUACUGUUAGAUUUUUGUCAAAGAGCAACACAAAUUACAUGUAGCUUUUUUUUGUAUAGAGUAAAAAUGAACUUGCAGAUAGGAAAGUGAGGGAGUCAGGACGACCCACAUCCAGUCAUUCCUCUUGCUCUUUUCUUUGGAAGAUGAAACUGAAGCUGUUGUCCAAAAUGACUGAAAGAGGGGCACUAAACCAAUCACAUAAAGAACUAUAGAACACACAGAACUAUAGAACACUGACUCUAUAGACUCAUCUCAUCAUCCUGGAAUUCUGGAAAAUAUGAGGGAGCGUCGGCAUCGUUCCGAAGACCAACAUUGAGGGGAAAUUGCAAAUGGCACCCUAUUCCCUAUGUUGCGCAAUACUUUUGACCAGGGUCCAUGGGGCUCUGGUCAAAAGUAGUGCACUACAUAUAUGGGAUAGGGUACCAUUUGGGACUCAGCCUGACCUAUCAUGUUGCCUGUAAUCCAAAACUCCUACAAGAGACUUACAGGUGUUAACAAAUACACAGAUGUCAAUGUUUGGAACCAAAAUGCACAGUCUAGUGUGUUUAUAUUCCAAAAGACUAGCCAUCGUUAUUGGAGAAGAGGCCCCAGUGGAUAUAAAGCCUUACCAAUGUGUAUCUGUUAUGUUUUAUUGUUAUCAGUGGUUACAUUGUUACCAUGUCAGUUAUAUGUCAUUGAUUGUUUACAGAAAAUGAAGCUUGCAAAAAAUAUAGAAUUGGACCUUUUCAAGAACUCAUAGAUACAAACAGUUAUUAUCAAGGACAGAGAAAGUCAUUGUCAUUGUAUUGAUACCCUUGAUGAUGCGGUGCCAUACUGUGCGCAAAUGCAGUCACUAUUUAUUAAUCAAAUAUAUUGUUUGUUUUUUAUUAUUUGUUACUUGUCUGUUUUUAUCACUUCUGUUUUGUUCUUUUCUGUCGUUAUCACAGUGAGUUUGUUUUUAAAAAACGGUUACAUUUAUGUCAAUUGCCCACACUUUUUGAUUAUUUUAUGAAUAUAUUAUUUCAUUUAUUUGAUGUACUUGUAAUGUACUUGUUUUUUUCUACAAAGCAGUGCUAAGAUUCACACAUUCAUACAUUCCAAAUAUUUGUAAGACAAAGUGAUUUUAAAGGACAGAAACUGAAAAUACUGAAAUACAGUUUUAUAUUGCCUUAUUAUGAUUUCCCCCUCAUCUUGCUAAGACUGUUGACUUUGUAAAGGGGGUAGAAUUGAGUUAAGCCCUCGUAGAGAAAUGGGGUUGUGAUCACAAUUCCAUUAAAUCUCAAAUUCGAUUCACAAAUUGAAAAAUGUUUAAGCAAUUUUUCAAUGAAACUUGACUUGAUUUGAAAUGGAAUCGUCCCUCACAUACUCCCCGAUGAAUGAGUGAAACGAAAUGAGAAUAGGGAAAAGAAACUGAAAAGGGGCAAGGAUUUUCACUCUGUGCUACUGUAGAGAAACCAAUAUGUCUCUGUGUUUAUGCCUUUAGAUGCUGGAAAGGACUGUGAUUCAAUAUCUCACCACAAAAAAAGGAUUGUGUUAUUGGAAAUCAAUAUCUAAUCACCUACAAAUCCUUACUCGCUCAAUAUUUCCUUGUAAACGAAACCCCAACAAAAAUAGUUUUUUUUUGUCACCCUCAUGUCUUUAAAUAACCGUGUGGCAAUCUCGUAGCCGAGACAGGGCUUGUGUCCCAAAUUGUAACCUAUUCCCUUUAAUAGUGCACUACUUUUGAACAGAGCCCUAUGUGCACCAUAUAGGGAAAAGGGUGCCAUUUGGUAUGCACCCAUUGGCUUGGCUAGCAUCAAAGCUCAAUCAAACACAGCAGAGACAAUCUCAAAGUGAAACCAUUUUCAAUGUGACUGACGCCACAGACACCAGUGAAAAAUCCAUUAUUUUAGAGAAGCGAUGAGGGGAGAAACACUGGGAAAACAUUGGGUGUGGUGUUUGAUUUGAUGUGUGUGUUCUGCUUAACUGCGAUUUAGACUUAGACCAUAGGGCUCUGGUCAAAAGGACCUCACUAUAUCGGGAAUCGGUGGCAUUCGGGACGUACCUUUAGGACUGUUUCAGUUCACUCAACUGAACUCAUUGCAUUUUGGCAUUUGAGUGGGUCCACUAGAAACACUGAUCGAAGGGGUCAGAAUUGGCCUUUCAAACCUCCUACUCAAUACUGAAGUGUAAGAUAUCUGCUGUAGGAGAGAGAGACAGAGCGAUUAUAUGGAAGGUCGUGAAAGUUGGGAGGGUAUACCUAAACAUUACUUCCACUUUGAAACAGAUUUGUUUCUUUUUUGUUUCUUUUAUAAAAAAAGAGAGGGAGGGAAAGAGAACAUUUACAGGGAUGAAAAAGAAAGACAAGAUAGCAGACAGUGUCUGCUGCACGUUUCUGUGUGCCUGCAUCUAAAAUGUGUUGCUUCUUUUUUGAUGAACUUGACGAGCAUUAAAUAAAAGUAUAAAAAAAUCUCAAAGCAUAACUAAAAGAUGACUUUAUAGACGUAACGAAGUACCAGAAAAAAAAACCCUGUUGAAGCCUUGUAUGAGGAUGUUCUGAUCUAUGUGCUCUAUUUCUAGAUGUACCUUGUACCUAUGUCGUAAUAAACAUGCGUAUUGCUGAUUGUAAAUAACCGCAUGUAUCCAUGAUGACUAGUUUUGCUACACAGAGAGAAAUAAAUAAAAUCAACUAUUUUUUAAAACA
This is a messenger RNA of Salvelinus fontinalis (brook trout), 5311 nucleotides long. It is a transcript of the gene vgf, whose product is annotated as VGF nerve growth factor inducible. NCBI's taxonomy places the organism in Eukaryota, Metazoa, Chordata, Actinopteri, Salmoniformes, Salmonidae. The record is from RefSeq and is a predicted model, not a curated record. The transcript is spliced from 2 exons. The coding region runs from base 342 to 2501 and encodes 719 amino acids. Gene Ontology annotation, molecular function: neuropeptide hormone activity.